CGCGUCCGGCUGAGCGGCGGAAGCGGCGGGCGCUGCUCCCGGGCCGGGCGGCUGGCUGGCUGGUCGGCGCCGCAAGCACCGGCGAGCGGGUGCCUCGCGCCUGUUCUGCGCUGCCCCCGGAACCGCGCCGGCCCGGCGAGCGCGGGCGUCGGCGCCGCGUCCAGCCCUCCGGCCUUCCCAGGCCCGGCCGGCCCGGCGGGGACAUGAGCUUCUUCGGUUUCGGGCAGAGCGUGGAUGUGGACAUCCUGCUGAACGAUGCAGACAGCAGGAAGCGGGCCGAGCACAAAACGGAGGAUGGGAAGAAGGACAAGUACUUCCUCUUCUACGACGGGGAGACGGUGUCUGGGAAGGUGAGCCUGGCGCUCAAGAACCCCAACAAGCGGCUGGAGCACCAGGGCAUCAAGGUCGAGUUCAUCGGGCAGAUUGAACUCUACUACGACCGCGGAAACCACCACGAAUUCGUGUCCCUGGUGAAGGACCUGGCCCGGCCCGGAGAGGUCACCCAGUCGCAGGCCUUCGACUUUGAGUUCACCCACGUGGAGAAGCCCUAUGAGUCCUACACUGGGCAGAACGUGAAGCUGCGGUAUUUCCUUCGCGCCACCAUCAGCCGCCGCCUCAACGAUGUCGUCAAGGAGAUGGACAUCGUGGUCCACACGCUGAGCACGUACCCGGAGCUGAACUCCUCCAUCAAGAUGGAGGUUGGGAUCGAGGACUGUCUGCACAUCGAGUUUGAGUACAACAAAUCCAAGUACCACUUGAAAGAUGUCAUUGUGGGGAAGAUCUAUUUCCUGCUGGUGAGGAUCAAGAUCAAGCACAUGGAGAUAGACAUCAUCAAGCGGGAAACGACAGGCACGGGCCCCAAUGUGUACCACGAGAACGACACCAUUGCCAAGUACGAGAUCAUGGACGGCGCGCCCGUGAGAGGAGAGUCCAUCCCCAUCCGCCUCUUCCUGGCGGGCUACGAGCUCACGCCCACCAUGCGGGACAUCAACAAGAAGUUCUCUGUGCGCUACUACCUCAACCUGGUGCUGAUUGACGAGGAGGAGCGGCGCUACUUCAAGCAGCAGGAGGUGGUGCUGUGGCGGAAGGGUGACAUCGUUCGGAAGAGCAUGUCCCACCAGGCAGCCAUCGCCUCGCAGCGCUUCGAGGGCACGGCCCCCCUGGGGGAGGCGCGGACCCCCGGCCAGCUGUCCGACGGCAGCAGCAGACAGUAGGCCUGGGGCCAGGAAGCUGCUGGGCUCCCACCCCGGCUCCAGGCCCCCAGGCACCAGCGGCCGGGGCAGCAAGAUGCUCAGCUGACCCACGACUCGCAACCUGAAAACAAAUCAUGUUCUUGAUGUAAAUUCUUUUUCCUGAAGAACCUAAGGG
Messenger RNA from Kogia breviceps (pygmy sperm whale), 1368 nucleotides. It is a transcript of the gene VPS26B, whose product is annotated as VPS26 retromer complex component B. NCBI's taxonomy places the organism in Eukaryota, Metazoa, Chordata, Mammalia, Artiodactyla, Physeteridae. Gene Ontology annotation, biological process: retrograde transport, endosome to Golgi; intracellular protein transport. The record is from RefSeq and is a predicted model, not a curated record. Gene Ontology annotation, cellular component: retromer complex; endosome.